AUAAAUAAAUAGCGUCCAUCGAGGGUAGGGGCAAAUCAAAACGACAAAAAACACACAAGCGAUACGACACUGAAAAAAGUAGGGAUCAGAAAACAGAAGCCGUAAGUCUUGUUUUUCUUGUAGGCACCAAGAUCAGAAUACGAUCAGCGAUGGCGGAAGAUCUGGUACUUGACACGGCGAUCAGAGAUUGGGUGCUGAUACCUCUAUCGGUGGUGAUGGUCCUUAUCGGCAUCCUUCGCUACUUUGUCUCUAAGCUCAUGCGCUCCUCUCAAGUUCCCGACCCUAAGAUAGUUAAAGAAGGGCAAGUAAUUGUUAGGGCUCGGAAUUUGCGAGCUGGUGCUAAUUUUAUCCCUCCCAAAUCCUUUCGCUCUCGUAGGGUUUAUUUCAGCAAUGAGGAAAAUGGGUUACUGUUUGUCCCCAAGGGCCAAGCUCAAAAUGCGCAAGCGCAAAUGUUCUCUGACCCUAACAUGGCUAUGGACAUGAUGAAGAAAAACCUCUCUAUGAUUAUACCUCAGACUCUCACUUUCGCAUGGGUCAACUUUUUCUUCUCUGGAUUUGUUGCAGCCAAAAUACCCUUCCCAUUGACUCAGAGGUUCAGAUCAAUGUUGCAGAAUGGAAUUGAUCUUAGCACAGUUGAUGUGAGCUAUGUCAGUAGCCGCUCAUGGUAUUUCCUCAAUUUGUUUGGUUUGAGGGGUUUAUUUAGUUUGAUUCUAGGAGAGGAAAAUGCAAUGGACGAUACACAGCGUAUGAUGCAGAUGAGUGGAUUUGGCUUUGAUCCAGCAAAGAGCCUGAGUGCUGAGAAAGACGGUCUUGACAUUAUCCAACAUGAAUGGGCACUCCCUAAAUUUGAGCAUAGGGCUGAAGAAGUAUUGAAAAAACUCAUCAGAUGAAGAUGAGGAGCCUGUAAACAGCUGUCAGAAGGGGAUGGUUCAAUUGAAGAUAUCAUCUGACAAAGCUUGCUGAACUGUAAAAGAUGACAUACCUGUAGAACCCAGGUCUAGGUUUUACUUCAUAUUCCAGUUCUACGGAAAGCAAGUAGAAAACUUUCGACCUUCCUAAGUAUGGCUUAUUAUUGAUGUAGUAUCUUUUCUUUAUCAAACCCACUGCGGAGACUGUCUUACUUUUCUUCGCUUAGUUGUUUCGUUGUGGGAUAAAGAGGAAAAACAGAGAAAGCUCAUAGAGCAAAGAGGGACGCUUCAGCUGAUGUCUUCUUAUGUGUUUAGGCGCCUGGGAUUUUUGAAUAUUUUCUUGAUUUUAAGAGAACUCUUUAACAAACUAAUUAUCAUAAUCGUAAUUAUAUUGUCUGUCUUAAAAUUGAAAACAUUAUUGCCAUGGGCUUAGGGCUGACCGUUACUGGUGGCCCGAAAUUUCGGAUACUUUAUACCCUGAUGGCCCAUAUCCUGUCAAUAGGUGGAAAAAAAAAAUGGAGGAGAAGAAAGGGACAAGGUAUUACACUCCCUAACUGAUCGGCUCGAGAAUAGAAACAGAAAAUUAAAGGGGCAGGUAAUUGUCUGGUACAGCCUUGUCGUCAAGUCGUAGCUCAAAAAGGCAAUACGGCCAUGAUUCUUUUUCUUGGGCAAGAGGCGACCGGUUCCUUCUAU
Messenger RNA from Durio zibethinus, 1601 nucleotides. RefSeq lists its product as uncharacterized. The record is from RefSeq and is a predicted model, not a curated record. Gene Ontology annotation, cellular component: EMC complex; membrane. Gene Ontology annotation, biological process: protein folding in endoplasmic reticulum. Lineage: Eukaryota; Viridiplantae; Streptophyta; Magnoliopsida; Malvales; Malvaceae.